UCCCCAUUUCAUUUCCGCGCCAUAUAAUAAAAUCAAAAGAGAGAAAAACAAAACCUCAAAGUCUCAAACAGUUGGUGCUCACAAACCCCCCUCUUCUCCGCACUCCACUGUAUCUACAAUCAUCACCAAUACUCACAUCUCUCCUCUAAAUCAUCAAUACAAUUAACCGCAGAUGGAGCAAGAAGAUCAGAAGGUUCUAGAUCUCGUCAAAGAACUCGUGAAUCGCUUACUCAACUCACCCUCAACUCACAGUUCGAACCCUAUUAAUAAUAACUGUAUUAAUAAUAAUACAGUUCAGCAAUCGCUCAAGUAUGCAGUUAGAAUAUUGUCGAGUCGAAUGACGCCGUCAAUUGCUGUAGAUGAAGCUGCAAUGGCGGAUUCUAUUAAGCGUCAGCUCGCAACCCAAGGUAAGUCUUCGCAAGCCCUAACUUUUGCGGAUCUGUAUUCUAAAUUCGCGGCGAAGAGUGGUCCAGGGAGUGUAAAUAAUAAGUGGGCUGUGCUUUAUUUGCUUAAAACUAUUGCGGAUGAUCGAAAAGGGGGGAGGAAUAGAUCUGAUUCUAGGGUUUCUAAUGGGUUUUUGUUGCCGGUUUUGUUUGAGGGUGAUGGGGGGUCUAGAGGGGUGAAUGGGAAUUUUAAGAAUGGGGGGAAGUUGGGAGCUUGGGAUGAUUCGAAGGGUUCGAGGAAUGGGGAGAGGGGAGAAAAGGGUUGGGAUGGUGGGGUUUUGUUGGUUUCCAAGGAUCCGAGUAAUAUGCGGGAAAUGGUGUUUAGGGAGUUCGGGAAUUUGUUGAAGGAGGAGAAUGAGGUUUCGGAGGAGGUUUUGGUGAGGGAUGUGUUGUAUGCUUCACAGGGGAUUGAUGGGAAGUAUGUGAAGUUUGAUAAGAGUGUUGAUGGGUAUGUUUUGGCGGAAUCAGUUAGGGUUCCGAGAGCUACUAGGAUUAUGGUUAGGAAAGUUUGUGAGCUUGGGUGGUUGUUUAGGAAGGUUAAGGGGUAUGUUUCGGAGACUGUUCAAAGUUUGGCGGCUGAGGAUGUUGGAACGGUUGGGCAGGCAUUUUGUGCAGCCUUGCAGGAUGAGCUGACAGAGUAUUAUAAGUUGCUGGCUGUGCUUGAAGCUCAAUCAAUGAAUCCUAUUCCUUCUAUUACGGAGAGUGUUAGUUCUGGGAACUAUCUUUCGCUUAGAAGACUUUCUGUGUGGUUUGCUGAACCAAUGGUGAAAAUGAGACUAAUGGCUCUUUUGGUUGACAACUGUAAGGUUCUAAAGGGUGGUGCAAUGGCCGGGGCGAUUCACAUGCAUGCUCAACACGGUGACCCUAUUGUUCAUGAUUUUAUGAAACGGUUGCUUCGUCGGGUGUGUUCUCCUCUUUUUGAGAUGGUGAGGAGCUGGGUGUUAGAAGGGGAACUCGAAGAUAUUUUUAUGGAGUUCUUUGUCUUGGGCCAGCCUGUAAAAGCAGAAUCACUGUGGAGGGAAGGUUAUCAGCUUCGUUCUGCAAUGCUUCCUUCUUUCAUCUCACAGUCUCUUGCUCAUAGAAUUCUACGAACUGGGAAGUCGAUCAAUUUUCUUCGAGUUUGUUGCGAAGAUCGUAGUUGGGCUGAUGCCGCAACAGAAGCUGCUGCUGUCACCGGGACAACCACUAGGAGAGGUGGCCUCGGUUAUGGUGAAACUGAUGCACUAGAAUCUUUGGUUACUGAAGCAGCAAGGAGAAUAGACAAGCAUUUGAUGGACGUUGUGUACAGGCAGUAUAAGUUCAAGGAACAUUGCCUUGCAAUUAAGCGGUAUCUAUUGCUCGGGCAAGGUGAUUUUGUUCAGUAUUUGAUGGAUAUUGUCGGGCCUGAGCUUUCAGAGCCUGCUAAUACCAUCAGCUCAUUCAAGCUUGCAGGGUUGUUGGAGAGCGCAAUACGGUCCUCCAGUGCACAGUAUGAUGAUCCUGACAUACUGGAUAGAUUGAGGGUCAAAAUGAUGCCACACAACAUAGGAGAUAGAGGGUGGGAUGUCUUCUCCCUGGAAUAUGAUGCAAGAGUGCCUUUAAAUACUCUAUUUACUGAGUCGGUCAUGACGAAGUAUUUUAGAAUCUUCAAUUUCCUAUGGAAGCUUAGACGGGUGGAGCAUGCGCUCAUUGGUGUUUGGAAGACAAUGAAACCAAAUUCUAUAGCUUUUACUAAAUUGCCAGAAGCUGUUAAGUUGCAGCUUAUUUUGGCAUCAAGGAGGUGCCAAGUGCUCUGGGAUGAGAUGAAUCAUUUUAUAACAAAUUUGCAAUAUUAUAUCAUGUUCGAAGUUUUGGAGGUUUCAUGGUCUAAUUUCUCUAGUGAAAUGGAGUCAGCUAAAGAUCUUGAUGAUCUGCUUGCUGCUCAUGAGAAGUAUCUUCAUUCAAUUGUUGAGAAGUCUCUCCUAGGAGAAAGGUCACAGUCUCUUUACAAGACUCUCUUUGUGUUGCUUGAUCUUGUAUUGCGAUUCCGUAGUCAUGCAGAUCGUCUAUAUGAAGGAGUCAAUGAAUUGCAAGCAAGAACUGUGGAGUCAUCUUUGCCUUCUCGGGACAAGACAAACAGGCAGUCAAGUAAUAAAACCUCAGCUCCUGGGUCAUGGCUUGGUGAAGGCCGGAAGGCCAUUACUCAACGUGCUAGCGAAUUUCUUACACAUAGCGGACAAGAAAUAGAUACAAUCUCUAAGGAAUAUUCAUCACUAUUUCAGGGAUUUAUUUCACAGUUGCCAGUCCAACAACACAUUGAUUUGAAGUUCCUCAUGUUCCGGCUAGACUUCACAGAAUUCUACAGCCGUGCGUCAUAACAUAGGUACAAGCUAGGAUUUGCUCAGCUUAUGUUGGAAUAUAUCAGUGAUAGUGUUUGAGAUUAUGUAAAAUUGGUGUCUUUUUGAUGUUGAUUGGGAUCUGUUUCUUUUUCUACAAGUUUUUUAUUUUGUUUCCACUGUAGUCUACUGUGAAUUUUAGAUUGAUGGUGAAUAUACAAAUUUCCUUCCAGUUUUUAUGUGAAAAUGAUCUUCGGCAGUGUCUUCAUAUAAAAGAAACUCCAAGAAACAGGUGCAAAUAUGGCUGCACAAAGUUCUAUAACUAGAUUGGAUCGAAGAUUGGAAUCAUAUGUAUUGUCGGACUGGAGAGUGGCUGCUUAUUGUUGGUCCUGGACGGACCUGGUUCGAUUUGCAUUCAGUGGAAGUCAGGUUAGUGUGAGAAGUUUUCUGUAGGUUUAGUUAAGCCUGUUAUAGAGCUUGAUUUCUAUUGUGAAAUUGAAUGAUUAGAUGUAAGGAAAUUUUUAGGUUUCUCAGCUAAUUUUUGUAGGUAAAGUCCGUUUGAUUUCCUUUGUGAUUUGUUGUAUAGUUUAUGCAUUUCCACUUCACUGCUGGAAUUAGAGAACUGUUUGGUUAGAAAACUGCUGGAAUUAGAGAACUGUUUGGUCUUUCCUGGUUCAUGCAAAGAUAUGUGCUGCUGUCUGCUGAGAUAUUUCAGCUGCAAGAGUUCACUCUGCUGCUUAGAUUUAAAUAUUUAUGUUAAGUAUUUACAAUAGAAGUCAAAACUUGGUUCA
Molecule: messenger RNA, 3528 nt
Organism: Daucus carota subsp. sativus
Lineage: Eukaryota; Viridiplantae; Streptophyta; Magnoliopsida; Apiales; Apiaceae
Product: gamma-tubulin complex component 3
Exons: 2
Coding region: 173-2779 (868 amino acids)
Biological process (GO): mitotic cell cycle; cytoplasmic microtubule organization; spindle assembly
Cellular component (GO): gamma-tubulin complex; centrosome; equatorial microtubule organizing center
Molecular function (GO): gamma-tubulin binding; microtubule minus-end binding
Source: RefSeq, a predicted model, not a curated record